This is a messenger RNA of Budorcas taxicolor (takin), 2561 nucleotides long. RefSeq names its product isocitrate dehydrogenase (NAD(+)) 3 catalytic subunit alpha (gene IDH3A). Lineage: Eukaryota; Metazoa; Chordata; Mammalia; Artiodactyla; Bovidae. Gene Ontology annotation, biological process: tricarboxylic acid cycle; isocitrate metabolic process. Gene Ontology annotation, molecular function: magnesium ion binding; NAD binding; isocitrate dehydrogenase (NAD+) activity. The coding region runs from base 24 to 1124 and encodes 366 amino acids. The record is from RefSeq and is a predicted model, not a curated record. Gene Ontology annotation, cellular component: mitochondrion. The transcript has 11 exons.
CCGGGGUGAGAGGAGUGGACGCGAUGGCAGGGCCCGCGUGGAUCUCCAAGGUCUCUCGGCUGCUGGGGGCAUUCCACAACCAAAAACAGGUGACCAGAGGUUUUGCUGGUGGUGUUAAGACAGUAACUUUAAUUCCAGGAGAUGGAAUUGGCCCAGAAAUUUCUGCUGCAGUUAUGAAGAUUUUUGAUGCUGCCAAAGCUCCUAUUCAGUGGGAAGAGCGAAACGUCACCGCCAUUCAAGGGCCGGGAGGCAAGUGGAUGAUCCCUCCAGAAGCCAAAGAGUCCAUGGAUAAGAACAAGAUGGGCUUGAAAGGCCCUUUAAAAACACCAAUAGCUGCUGGUCACCCAUCUAUGAAUUUAUUGCUGCGUAAAACAUUUGACCUUUAUGCAAAUGUCCGACCAUGUGUCUCAAUCGAAGGCUAUAAAACCCCUUACCAUGACGUAAAUAUUGUCACCAUUCGGGAGAACACAGAAGGAGAAUACAGUGGAAUCGAGCAUGUGAUCGUGGAUGGCGUUGUGCAGAGUAUCAAGCUCAUCACCGAGGCGGCGAGCAAGCGCAUCGCGGAGUUUGCCUUUGAAUACGCACGGAACAACCACCGGAGCAACGUCACGGCCGUGCACAAAGCCAACAUCAUGCGAAUGUCAGAUGGGCUUUUUCUGCAAAAAUGCAGGGAAGUUGCAGAAAACUGUAAAGAUAUUAAAUUUAAUGAGAUGUACCUUGAUACAGUAUGUUUGAAUAUGGUCCAAGACCCGUCCCAGUUUGAUGUUCUUGUUAUGCCAAAUUUGUAUGGAGACAUCCUUAGUGACCUGUGUGCGGGAUUGAUUGGAGGUCUUGGUGUGACACCAAGCGGCAACAUUGGAGCCAAUGGAGUUGCAAUCUUCGAGUCGGUUCACGGGACUGCCCCGGACAUUGCGGGCAAGGACAUGGCCAACCCCACGGCCCUCCUGCUCAGCGCUGUGAUGAUGCUGCGCCACAUGGGGCUUUUUGACCACGCUGCGAAGAUUGAGACGGCAUGUUUUGCUACAAUUAAGGAUGGAAAGAGCUUAACCAAAGAUUUGGGAGGCAAUUCAAAAUGCUCGGACUUCACAGAAGAAAUCUGUCGCCGAGUAAAAGAUUUAGAUUAAGACUUCUACAGACAGUAUCUGCACCAGUCACUCCUAGUGGACGCCACAUCAGCCUGUGUUAGAGUACUUCCCGUUAUGUAUUCAUUUAUGCAUUUGUUGCUCGUUUCUUGACAAGUACAUUUUUAGACCUGGCCUUUUUCUUAAAAUCUGUGCAGAGGAUGCAGGUAAUGUCCCUAGACCUGCUUUCAAAGGACUUCUUCCAAGUGCUUGUUUUAUUUAUUUAACGUCUAUCUGGUAUAUAUUUUUUUUUUGUAAACUCUCAAGUGAACUGUUAUCAUUUGCUGUUGUUAACCAUAUUAUGCUUCAGUUAAAAUAGUUUUCCUUUCACUGUAAAUAUCAUGAGACAGAAAUACUAAGAGAAAACAUCUAACUUUUUAAAGAAAAAGACUGAUAUUCUUGGUUUACGAAAAAAUAUAAUAGAGAUAAAGUAGAAUGUUGGCAUAAUAGCAUGAGACGAUAUUCUUAUAAAACUAAAUGGGCACAAGAGAAAUUUCCUGGGAAAGUUUACAUCAAAAACAGUGAAUAUGGUAUAUUUCUUAGUGAUAUGGAAAGCAAAGACUAAUUUGUACUUUACAUGAAUUACUGAGUAUGAAUAAAGACUUCGGAUUGGAGAAAUAUAUAAUGAGAGAUGUAAUUUUUGUUCAUAGCAUACAGGUAAUAUAUCGGGUACAAAGACACAAGUGGAUUGUGUGUUCAGUUAUUUUUGUUAUCUUGAGGUUUACUGUUCUUGGUAAGAGCUUUUAAUGAAGUGAAGGGGUGGUCCUUCCUUUUCACUGGACGUAUAUCAAGCAUGGUGCAUAACACAGCCCUCGAUCUCCUGUCCCUUGGUCCCUUGGGGGACCCUGACUCGGACCUGGGAGCAGUCCCUCUUCCGCAGCCUGCCUGUCGCUGUCCAAAGUGGACCACACUCCCGCUGAUAGGGCUAACAGGCCUCACCAUAUAAAUUUUGACUGCAAUUGAGGAACCUGGAGUACUGGCUAUUAAUUUUACAUUUCACUGGCUUCUCCUUCCCCAAAGCACCAAAUCACCGCCCUCUGCCUCAGCACCACCAGGGAAAGAGGAGCUGCAAACAGCCUGAAUUGACUCACAGAAUCGUGCCACCCUUAGGGCUUGGCUCAGCUUUUGACCUUCAGGCACCUCCCCAUCCUUCCUCCAAUCCUCACCUUUAGCAUGAUUUGUCUUUAAUCUUCGGAAACUGAGUCACUAUUUUCAUGAACCCUUUGGUCUAACACCAAAGGCAACUCAUGUCCUCCUUGGCCCUUGUGUAACAUCUCUAACCUGCGGCUUUGCGUUGUCACAAGGGAGUUUUUAACCACAACCAAUACUCCUGUUUGGGUCCUUUUUUGAAGCUCAUAACCAGACAAAUAAUCUUAUGUGUAUUUUACUUUGUUUAAACUGCUGCUGCUUCUGUUUUAUUGAAUUGUGCUAAUUAUUGGU